Gracilinanus agilis (Agile Gracile Mouse Opossum) is the source of this 746-nucleotide messenger RNA. RefSeq names its product mitochondrial ribosomal protein L23 (gene MRPL23). The record is from RefSeq and is a predicted model, not a curated record. The transcript is spliced from 5 exons. Gene Ontology annotation, cellular component: mitochondrial large ribosomal subunit; ribosome. Gene Ontology annotation, molecular function: structural constituent of ribosome. Gene Ontology annotation, biological process: mitochondrial translation. NCBI's taxonomy places the organism in Eukaryota, Metazoa, Chordata, Mammalia, Didelphimorphia, Didelphidae. Bases 1 to 702 code for a protein of 233 amino acids.
AUGAUUCUCACCGGCUUCUCUGACCGUCUUGUCUCUCCUCGCACCCCCUCCCGUGUGCUCACCCUGGGGUGCUCCGUGCCGCCUCCUGUGGCCGGGCACCUGCACCCGGUCCUGGACCCUCCUGGGCCCCUCCUGGCCUCUCCGGGCUUUGGACCCCUGUUGCAUGGGCCUGGGCCGGGCAAGCGGGAGGGAGGUGGGGCCCCGUGUGCAGAAGGGGAGACUGAGGCCGGGGAGCUCGAGCUGGGCCCUCCCCGCAGGUACCCCCUGUACCAGGCCGGGAACCCCCAGCUGCGCGUCUUCCGCACCAACUUCUUCGUCCAGCUGGUGAGGCCGGGCACAGCCCAGCCCGAGGACACGGUGCAGUUCCGCAUCCCCAUGGAGAUGACCAGGCUGGACCUCAAGAACUACCUGCAGAGCAUCUACCGCGUGCCCGUGGCCGCUGUGCGCACCCGCAUCCAGCACGGCUCCAACAAGAAGCGGGACCACCGGAACGUGCGCAUUAAGCAGCCGGACUACAAGGUGGCCUACGUCCAGCUGGCUCACGGGCAGACCUUCACGUUCCCGGAUCUGUUUCCCGAGAGGGAGCUCAGCCCCGAGGCGGGCUCCGUGGACGCCAUCCAGAGCCAGUUUCUCGAGGACGAAAAGCAGAGGCAGAAGGGGGACCCCCGGCGCGGGGGGGUGCCCGACUGGUUCGGCUUGUGACGGGCGGCAGAAUUAAAGCUGGGCCUGCGGGAAGCCCAGAGCGA